AAGUCACAAUGGCAGCACGUGGUAGUGGAUCUCAGAAGCAUAAAUGGUCAAGUCCAGGAGAGAUGUCGCCAAACAAAUUUCUGAAAGGCAAUGAGACCAAGCUCCCUAGAAGGAUCGGCGAGACCGCUGCCCAGGAAUCUGAAUGUUCUAACCUAAAUCUGAACAGACAUGUAACCCUGUAUCCUGAUGAGACGCCAACCAAAGAACGCCGGUAUACCAGGACUUCUAACAUCGGAGACGACGGCUACGACUGUGUUCCUACAAAGGGCAGAAGACAUAGAAGUGAAUCUUCUUGUAGUUCCGACUUGUUUACUAGGCAAUCGGAAUCUUCACGACGUAAGAGUACACAUGUGCCAGAACAGUGUGAUGAAUACAGGCCAAGAGUACCCAAGGAUGCGCGGAGUGACCGGAAGCCCAGAGCACACGAUCCCUCGAUGCUUUUCAAGAGGGCGUUCCAUGAUAUCAUUGGGAAUCCCAUCAGAACCAAACUAACUCCAAGCAAAGAUCCCGAGAGUUCCUCUGAAGUAGAACAUGACCAGGAAUCCGAUAUUUACAGCUUGGAUGAGCCGGCUGCUGUCCCAGGUGUCACAGAGCACAAUAACACAGAGAGAUACAAGCAGGUUCUGGAAAGUAGUGUGGAGAACAAUAACACGGAGGGGUUUCCAGACCGUAGCCACGCUGCCUCGGACACGCAGGAUGAAGCUCAUACCCUUAGGGAAGAUCGUAGACUUGUGUUUAUAUAUGAGGAUGAAUCUGAAACAGACCUAGAUAAGGGAGAUGUUUUGGAGAAGGAUCCAUCCAUUGGAAGUGACUUCUCCGACGUAGAGGAUGUCAGUUCUUUGAUCAAAUUUUCCCAAGAAGACGAGGCUCUCUCAUGCUGCAUCACACCAGAAGACUCUUGCGGAACAUCUUGUGGUUAUGUUAUGUACCCACCUCACCUGUACAAGAGCCCAUGGCGUAAUUACACGGGUCAGUGGCUCAGUAAUUCUGAGUAUAGUUCAUGUACACAGCAGAACUUAUGGCAGCAAGAAGAGACCAGCCAUAUCUCAGAACAUUCUGUAAACUGGGCAGAAAAUGCCUUUCCCAGCGGGUCAAGUGACAGCGAGGGUGCCGUAGAAAGAUGCUUCGAAAGGUCUAACUCAUUCGACUCCUCAGAGAUAUACAACAACACAAUUAGGAUCGAAGGAAGAAAGUCGGAUACUUCUGCAUUUUCAGGCUCUUCUCCGACUCCCAAAUUCUUAGAGGAUGGAUUCAUAGACACACAUUGCCAUUUGGAUAUGCUCUUUUCCAAAAUGGCAUUCAGAGGCUCCUUUGCAGAGUUCAGGAGAAACCACAGUAUCUCUUUCCCUAAAGAGUUUCAAGGCUGCAUUGCAGAUUUUUGCAACCCUGACACCCUCGGUGACCUUCAGUGGCAGCAGUUGCUGGGAGAGGACAUGGUGUGGGGAGCGUUUGGUUGCCAUCCCCAUUUUGCACAGUAUUUUACAUGUCAAAAGCAAGAAGAGAUAUUAAAGGCUCUUAGGCACCCCAAAGCUAUUGCAUACGGUGAGAUGGGGCUGGAUUAUUCCCAUAAAUGUUCUACCAAAAUCCCAGUGCAGCACAAGGUUUUUGAAGAUCAGCUGAAGCUGGCGGUAUCGCUGGGGAAACCUCUGGUUAUUCACUGUCGCGGUGCAGAUGAAGACUUAAUGAGUAUUAUGAAGAGGCAGGUCCCCAGUGAUUACAAAAUACAUCGGCACUGUUUUACUGGCAAUUACAGAGAUAUUGAGCCUUUUCUCACAGAGUUCCCAAACAUGGCUGUAGGCUUCACCGCCCUUUUGACGUACCCCUCUGCCCGGGAGGCACAAACUGCGAUGGCACUUAUCCCCUUGGAGAGGCUGAUUGUCGAAACGGACGCCCCUUUCUUCUUGCCGAAACAGGCCCCCAGAAAUCUGUGUAAAUUUGCACACCCCGGACAUGCUUUGUACACAGUCCAGGAGAUCGCUAGACUGAGGAGUAUACCUGUGAAAACCGUUCUGGCGACAUUGCGCAAAAACACCAACCAGCUUUAUAAUCUAUAAGCGCUUUGAUCUCUGAGUUUUGUUCUAAAAGAUAUUUCCGUUUUCCUGUCCGCUAAAAAAACGUCAUCUUGUUUUCAAAAGAGACUCGAUAUAAUAUAUGUUUAUAAAUGUUAUUUGUUUUCUUAUCCAGAUUCAUGGCUGUUAGCUUUUUGUUUUCUAAAACAAUUUUAUAUCUGGAAGUUCUGUGUUUAAAUUGAAUUUCUGUUUUAUGUUUGGUUUUAUAUUACAAUAAUACAAGCAAGUAAAAAAACA
Spea bombifrons (plains spadefoot toad) is the source of this 2306-nucleotide messenger RNA. RefSeq names its product TatD DNase domain containing 2 (gene TATDN2). The record is from RefSeq and is a predicted model, not a curated record. The transcript has 6 exons. Lineage: Eukaryota; Metazoa; Chordata; Amphibia; Anura; Pelobatidae. Gene Ontology annotation, molecular function: hydrolase activity, acting on ester bonds. The coding region runs from base 9 to 2054 and encodes 681 amino acids.